AUGCCAACCAAAACUCGCACUAAAAUCGCUACGGCAGAUCAACCUGAUCCAUAUGCCAUGCGAUUUGAACAUGUCCCUUAUAUUCAAACUGAUUAUAACGAUAGUUCACCGUAUCGAAAAAGUGUAGAAGAUGUAACAGAAGAAACUCGGUAUAUAUUAGAAGAAUUUAUUAUUGAACGAGCAACAGAAGAUGGCGUCGAUAUGGGCUUGAUGAGACCUAUUAUUGAUAUUAAUCUUACUGCACUUCCACAAUAUCGACAAAUUCAACAAAUUGCUCGUCGAUUACGUAUGAUUGGUGAUGAACUCGAUGCUGAUCAAAGAAUUAAAAGCAUGGUUGAUCAAGUGCCUGUUAACAGUCCAUAUGAAACAUUUAGCGAUGUUGCUAAAGAACUAUUUUGUGAUGGCAUUUAUAAUUGGGGACGAAUUGUAACACUAUUUUUUUUUACCUAUAAACUUAUCAUUAAAUCACUUCGAGAUCAGCCAGCAUCAAUUUUACAGGUUCUUGUUGAUUGGACGGUACGCUUUGUCAAAGAACUUGUUGCUCCAUGGAUUGUUGGCAAAGGUGGUUGGUUAGUUAUCUUACGUGACGCUGUACCUCAAUCACGUUUAACAACACUUGGCAUCUUCCUCAGUGGAAUGGUAGCAACUAUUAUGGUUCUUUAUUUCUAUCGACGAAUCUGA
Messenger RNA from Rotaria socialis, 681 nucleotides. The record is from the annotation of a GenBank genome assembly. NCBI's taxonomy places the organism in Eukaryota, Metazoa, Rotifera, Eurotatoria, Philodinida, Philodinidae.